Patella vulgata (common limpet) is the source of this 1932-nucleotide messenger RNA. RefSeq lists its product as uncharacterized. The transcript is spliced from 6 exons. The record is from RefSeq and is a predicted model, not a curated record. The coding region runs from base 325 to 1782 and encodes 485 amino acids. NCBI's taxonomy places the organism in Eukaryota, Metazoa, Mollusca, Gastropoda, Patellidae.
UCGUGAUUUGCGAUAAUGAAAAUGACAACAACAUCUUCAGGAAUAGUGGAUCAGUUAUGCUCAUGUAAUAACUGUAGAAUACCUGACGAUGUUUAAAUGCUGGUUUUGAUAUUCACACAAUUCCGCGAUAGGCGGGGAAGAAAUGGCAUUAAUAAAUUUAUUGUGAAUAUUUAAUAUUACAUGUAGAUCUAUGUUUUGUUAACCUAAACCAAAGUUACCUAAAAAUCUCUGUGACGGCGGACACUGUGAGGUGGUAGCCUAUCAAGUUGGAUUUUGGAUGUUUUUAGAACUAUUAGAUCUAUAGCUUUAGUAUUAAAUAAAAAAAUGAAUUUGAAUGGACAAGGAUGGAUAUAUUUUAUUUUACUGGCAUUUCCUAGUAUUGGAGCAAUACAGGGAACACAUGAUAAUGUGGACUCUGUAACUGUACCUUCUGUGAAAACGACUACAGUGUUUACUAUGCCAACCUUUUCACCCAGUGAAAAACUGAAUUUUACUUUAAAGCUAUCAAAUUCUGGACCUGCCUGUUUGGAUUCUCAAAUUAUCUUCAAUGCUUCCCUGUUGGAUCAUCAAGGUCGCACCGUUCAAUCAAAGUUUUUCCAUUAUCAGUGGUUUAAUAAUGCAAACCAGUCUUAUGAAGUUUCCAAAGGUCAAUAUCAGGCUGCAAUAAUAAAGACAUUCGAGAGUGAUAGUGUAGUUGCUGGACAGUAUUUAAUGAGCGUUGCUGUUUAUGGAGACCAGGAUUCUAAGAAGAAAGUGAUAGCACAUUCAAGUACAACGUUUAUUUUAACAGAAAGUUUAAAUGGUGAUUUACAAGUAAACCAGAGUCUUCCUUUUCAAAGAAACAAGACUGUAUUUGCAACAGAUCAUCCCAUUGUUUUAAAACUGAAUAUGAAAGAUAAAUUUGAUAAGAAGAGAUAUAGAUUUAAUUUUGUAUGGUACAAGAAUAACAAAUUGAUGAAAGCUACAUCGAAACCAGAAUGCACAUUUCAGAUACCUGAAAAGGGUUCUUACAAAAUUGAGGCCAACGCAUUUGCAUAUUCCAAUGUUAAAACAAUGGACAGAAUAAAUUAUCCAGAAGUUCUUUCAGAUUUGUUAUUAGUGGUUAACAGAUGUAAACAACCUAAUUCAUCCGCAGACAAAUGUAAACGUUUUACUCAGAAUAUUACUACUAUAGAAAGACUGACUGUCUUAGACAUUGAAGGUGGAACAAGUGUAGCAGUUAAGGAUGUCAUCAAGCUUAAUGUUAGCUGUUUGGGAAGUUCACCAACAGGAGUUUGUUGGAAUGCAACAGCAUUAAACAGAACACACAUGAAUGACAAUGUGACCUGCACACCAACUGUCUUCAGCAAUACAAGUUGUUUCCAUCAGAUAUUAGUACGACCAAAACAAAGGGGUUGGCAUGAUGUUGGUAUUGCGGUUUAUAAUGAUAUAAGCUACAUGCAUGGAAAUUAUUUUGUAUAUGCAUAUGAUUCAGAUUCAUCUGGCUCUUCAGUGGUAACCAUACCACUAGUAUUUAGUUUGUUAGCGGCUGUAAUUGUUAUUAUUGGUGGUGUCUACCUCUGGAAAUUGAAGAAAAAGCCCUACAUUGAGGUGGCUGAUUUUGAAUUUCAUCCUUCCAUAGAGAGAAAUGGAAGCUAUGUUGUUUUUGCAAAUUUUUUGGUGAGGGUCAAACAAUUUCUUAAAAGGAGCCCAAUAAAAAGGUUAUCUGUUCAAAGUGAAAACUCAUUCCAACAAACAUCCCAGAAUUCAAAUUCUGGUCAAGCUUUGUAUGACAGUCUCUAAAAUUAUUAUAAGACAAAAAUAAGCAAGUGAUGUGUGCAUAGGUUGUUUUUUUUUGAGAUUUAAAUUUAUUUAAAUAUUGUUCAUAUUUUAUUAACUGUUAUGGAUCUGCGAUUGAAUGUCUUAAACCAAUAAAGCUGAAGAAAAGUAUUA